Erigeron canadensis is the source of this 1170-nucleotide messenger RNA. RefSeq names its product ADP,ATP carrier protein, mitochondrial. Gene Ontology annotation, cellular component: mitochondrial inner membrane. The record is from RefSeq and is a predicted model, not a curated record. The transcript is spliced from 3 exons. The coding region runs from base 147 to 1034 and encodes 295 amino acids. Gene Ontology annotation, molecular function: ATP:ADP antiporter activity. NCBI's taxonomy places the organism in Eukaryota, Viridiplantae, Streptophyta, Magnoliopsida, Asterales, Asteraceae. Gene Ontology annotation, biological process: mitochondrial ADP transmembrane transport; mitochondrial ATP transmembrane transport.
AAUUUCCAUAUGACAAUUAUUCAAAUUCAGCCUUUCAGUUUCCAGCAUCUCAAUCAAUUGUUGCUAAAACAACAAAUGUUUCUCGGCCGGAUUUUGUUCAAGCUCCAGCAGAGAAAGGGUUGACUGGAUUUGCCACUGAUUUUCUUAUGGGGGGAGUCUCAGCUGCUGUUUCCAAAACUGCAGCUGCUCCAAUCGAGCGUGUCAAGCUUUUAAUCCAAAACCAAGAUGAGAUGCUCAAAGCUGGCCGUCUUUCUAAACCAUACAAGGGUAUUGGAAAUUGUUUCUCUAGAACUAUUAAAGACGAAGGCGUUUUGUCUUUGUGGAGAGGAAAUACUGCUAAUGUAAUUCGUUACUUCCCGACCCAGGCGCUUAACUUUGCAUUCAAGGACUAUUUCAAGAAUCUGUUCAACUUUAAGAAAGACCGUGAUGGCUACUGGAAGUGGUUUGCAGGAAACCUUGGCUCUGGUGGUGCUGCUGGUGCCACCUCCCUACUAUUUGUAUACUCUUUGGAUUAUGCCAGAACUCGCUUAGCAAACGAUGCCAAGGCUACAAAGAAGGGAGGAGAAAGACAAUUUAAUGGCUUAAUUGAUGUCUACAAGAAGACGUUGGCUACAGAUGGUGUUGCUGGGCUCUACCGCGGGUUCAGCAUUUCAUGUGUUGGUAUCAUUGUGUACCGUGGUCUUUACUUUGGCUUGUAUGACUCUUUGAAGCCGGUCCUUCUCACUGGUUCAUUGCAGGAUAAUUUUGUUGCUAGCUUUGGGCUUGGUUGGCUGAUAACAAAUGGUGCUGGUCUUGCCUCAUACCCCAUUGACACCGUGCGUAGAAGAAUGAUGAUGACGUCUGGUGAAGCAGUCAAGUACAGGAGCUCUUUCGAUGCAUUCAGUCAAAUCCUGAAGAAAGAGGGUGCUCGUUCAUUGUUCAAGGGUGCUGGUGCAAAUAUCUUACGUGGUGUAGCCAGUGCUGGUACUCUUGCAGUUUAUGACAAGCUUCAGGUCAUUGUCUUUGGAAAGAAGUAUGGUUCUGGUAGAGCUUAAUUUAUUUUAAGCUAUAUUUUUAGCUCAUAAGAUGGUGAUGAAAUAUUUUCGAAUACUUGAUAUUUAGGAGGGGAUUGGAAUGUAGCUCUGAAAUGUAAUUUGUAGCUAUUAAAAUUUUGAAGAAACUGGUGAAACU